UAUGUAAAGCUGUUCCUCCUCCUCCUGGCAAGCCUUCUCAAAAAACAUGGCUGCUCUCAUGGGUCUCAGGCGAGAAUUAUUUUCUCUGGCAAGGAUACUGACCGGAAUCUCACAUUUGGGUCCGAGAUUGGGCGCCUGCUCAGGGCACCGAAAAUGUAAUACAACCAGCUCCCAUUUCCCACUGACAUCCAGCACUUCCUUUCACACAGCGACAGUGUUUUCAUCUGUAGCUUCAUCGAUCCAGGUCACAGAAGAGCCCGACACACUGUUUCAGAAGGUUUCUAUUAUAGUCAAAGGUCAUGACAGAGCUGUGCUGGACAGUUAUGAGUUAUUCGCCACCAUGGCAGCUAAAGAGCUGAGUAUCACCAUCAGCAAAGUUUAUGAACCUCCCAGAGAUGUGGAGAGGUUGACACUCCUGAAGUCGGUACACAUCUUCAAAAAACACAGGGUCCAGUAUGAGAUGAGGACACACUACCGGUGCAUUGAAUUGUCUCAUUUAACGGGCUGCACAGCACAAGUAUACCUUGAAUACAUUCAGAGGAACCUCCCUGAAGGUGUAGCCAUGGAGGUGACAAAGACCGCCAUAGAGAAGGUUCCAGAUCACAUCCUGGAACCCACGUGGAAGGACCAUCCCAUUGAUGACAAGCCCAGUCAGUGAAUGCAGUGAUGAGCAGCAGAUGAUAAUUGGAUGUCUUCUUUAAGGCAUUACUGAAUAUGCUGAGUAAUGAGGAGGAGAGUAAAAUGUAAUACUGAUAUGUGCUUGUCAUGGAUGCCUGAACUGCUUGUCAUGUUAUUCAAAAGAGACAUUCAACAAAGCUGAUACAGAGGUCCUCUUCAGCCAGUGUCAGCAUGUAACAGUGACUUUGUGUGCUGAUAAUUUUCAUGUAUUUAUGUGGCAAACUGUGGAGAUAAUUGUUUUUUUCACCCCAAUAAACAACAACUUCUCAAUUUAUUGACAACUAA
Messenger RNA from Monopterus albus (swamp eel), 963 nucleotides. RefSeq names its product mitochondrial ribosomal protein S10 (gene mrps10). Gene Ontology annotation, biological process: translation. Bases 47 to 658 code for a protein of 203 amino acids. The record is from RefSeq and is a predicted model, not a curated record. The transcript has 7 exons. Lineage: Eukaryota; Metazoa; Chordata; Actinopteri; Synbranchiformes; Synbranchidae. Gene Ontology annotation, cellular component: ribosome; mitochondrial small ribosomal subunit; mitochondrion. Gene Ontology annotation, molecular function: structural constituent of ribosome.